Paramecium sonneborni is the source of this 1193-nucleotide messenger RNA. NCBI's taxonomy places the organism in Eukaryota, Ciliophora, Oligohymenophorea, Peniculida, Parameciidae. The record is from the annotation of a GenBank genome assembly.
AAAUAAAUGAGUUAAAAUACAAGAACUAGGUAUUUAUAUAUUUAAUGAAAAUAUAGAGCUAAUAGUCAAUAAAGCAAGAUAUCUAAAAAAAGCAUUAGAAAAUAUAGUUCUGAUUACUAUGACUCAGAGGCAUCAGACUCAGAACCUAUGAUUAAGAAGAGAGUGGUAAAAAUAUGGACACCAGAGGAAGAUGAGAUGCUUUAAGAGUUUUAUGAGAAAUUUAAUGGAAAUUGGACACUUGUAGCAUAGUCAAUACCAGGAAGAAAUUAAUCACAAUGUUCGUAAAGAUGGAAAAGAAUAAAUCCUAAUAGAGUAUAAUAAGAAAUAUAAAAAGAUCAAAAUGAGAAAGCAAUGGACAGAGGAAGAAGAUAGACAAGUUUUACGUUUGAUUUAAAAAUUUGGAAAGAAUUGGAAGAGAAUAGAAAAUGAAAUGAAUGGGAGAACUGGAAAACAAAUAAGAGAAAGAUUCAUAAAUAAAUUAGAUAAAACAAUAAAUCAUGAUCCAUAUGAUGAGAAAGAAGAUGAAUAGAUUUACUAAUUGUAUAUAAGUUUGGGUCCAAGAUGGAGUGAAAUAUCAAAAAAGUUAAAAGGAAGACCAGUAAUCAUUUAAACAAAUAUGAAAGGAAAAUUCUGUAAAGAACAGAUUUUAUUCACAUAUAAAGAAGGAGUAUAAUAUAUAGACAAGAGAAUCUGAUUCAGAUGGUAAGGAGAUUACUCCUGAAUAGUAACAUGUUAAAUCUGAUUUGAUAGGAAAAGAUUAUUGUAGAGAUUAAAGUGACGAUAGAAAAUUAGAUACAAUAUAAAGUUAAUUUGAACAAGAGAACUCUAUUAACAAUAUUUAAUAGUACAACGUUCACAUAUAAACCCAAUAUAAUGGUCUUGGUAAAGGAGGUAUAUGAUUUAUGCAAAAUUACAUAGACUCUCUAAAUUCUAAUGGAGAUUUCAUGUAAUUUGCACAUUAGAUGAGUUUAGAAUAAAAGCAAUUAUAUGGAAUUGAUAUUUCAUAACCAGGACCCUAUAUUUUUUAGGAUGUCUAACUUCCUUUUUAAGAUCUAUUAGAAGAAUAAGGAGAAUAAAUUUUAAUAAAGAAAGCAUCAUCAACAACCCCAUAUUUAAGAACAGAUAGCAAUAUUAUUAAUUAGGAUAUAUAAUUACAAAAUUAAUUUAAUAAAAUGAGUAUGGAAUAAGAAUGA